Periconia digitata is the source of this 1488-nucleotide messenger RNA. The record is from the annotation of a GenBank genome assembly. Lineage: Eukaryota; Fungi; Ascomycota; Dothideomycetes; Pleosporales; Periconiaceae.
UCCUGGAGACCUCCAAGGGCACUAUCUACGCAUUGCGCCGCAAUAAAAUGACUGUAUGCGCUCAUGCAGGACCGAAUGCAUGUGAGCAACGACAUCCACACUAUGUGAUUUUCGCCUUCUAUGUAAGCUCUUCACGAGUACUCGUCUCCCCGACACCCAGGCGGCUCAUACACAGAUGUUUUUUGAUAAUAAACACUAUCAGCAUCUCGUGUUCAUUCCCAAAGUGGAAAGUCAGCUCACCCGCAGACGGCGAUUUCUGAUUUAUCACACCGAAGGAUGAUCGACCGCAGAAAUCCUUCACCUACCAUCUUUGGGCGCGGCGCAGUCUGUAAACCACGGAUGGUCGGAGCAUGAUAUCGUUACUCUGGGCUUUUGGGCUCUCCGACCGAUUUUUGCUGACGAUGAAUCAGCGUGAAUCCUAGUUAGAAGCCCUAAGCUACAGUGUGACAUUUGAUACUGGGCUUACCGGCAAGUUUAGUGAUCCAGAAUGGGCAGCUCACAAAGAGGUGUGAUGAAAACUCUCGCCGCAAUGGAGCAGUGAGAGGUGUAUAUUCAAGUAGCAUGUACUAUAGAAACGAUAGCAUGAGAAAAAGUAUAAAGAGGGUCUCAAAAUCCCCCCCAAUAUCAAUAUCACAUCAGUUCCAUCAGCUUCUUUCAUCAUUCAAGAGUUUAAAUCACGAACUCCAGUUUCUAUCAAAACAUAUCAAUAACCAUGCAAUACUCGACCAUCUUCCUCGCUGUUGCGAGCCUUGUUCCCUCCACUUUCGCUUCCCCGAUUGCCGCACCCGCAGUCGUUCAUCCCGCCAACAACAACACCUUCAGUGCUGCGGCUGCUCCCAGGUUCAUCUCUGGACCUUGCGGAAAUUUCCCCAAAAUCAGCACUUGGCUUUCCUUCGAGGACAUGUUCAACAGGAACAAGAACUCCAUGUUCUCCACUGGAGACACCGGUGAAGAUGUUGGCAGGAUCUGGAAUGCCGUGAUUGAAGCUGCUAAGAUCGGCGUGGACGAGCGCGUGAUCUUCGGUAUCAUCAUGCAGGAGAGCCACGGAAAUGUCGGUGUCGAGACCACCAUCAGCCCUGAUGGCGUUCCAACAGCGGGUUUGAUGCAGUGCUCUGGCUGCCAAGGUUUCCCAGGACAGCACGGUCUGAGCCAGGAUCAAAUCACUGCUAUGGUUCGUGGUGGAACCCAGCACUUCAAGGCCAACCUCCAGAACUGGGGAAAUGCUCUUAGCGAGUGCUCUAUCUACCCUGCUCUUCGAGAGUACAACUCGGGAUCCGUUAACCCCAACGAUCUUAGCGACGGUCGCGGCGCUACUGCUUCCUAUGUCAGCGACAUUUCUCAGCGUCUCACUGGCUGGGUUGACUAAGAGGUGAAAUUCAUUGGAAAAUAACUGUGGGAGAUAAUGGACGUGGGUGAUAUUUAGAUUUCUCACUUUUGCAAUUUGAUGAGUUGCACUACACAUUCCUUGGGUAAUUUUCCUUGGCUGUC